Messenger RNA from Trichoderma virens Gv29-8, 1149 nucleotides. RefSeq lists its product as uncharacterized. The transcript has a single exon. The annotation marks the transcript as partial. The record is from RefSeq and is a predicted model, not a curated record. Gene Ontology annotation, biological process: negative regulation of transcription by RNA polymerase II. Lineage: Eukaryota; Fungi; Ascomycota; Sordariomycetes; Hypocreales; Hypocreaceae. Gene Ontology annotation, cellular component: transcription repressor complex; nucleus. Gene Ontology annotation, molecular function: protein binding.
CUCCAGGUAUAUACGUCAGCGCUUAUAUUCAGCCCAUUGAACAGCUUAAUACGGAGAGUAUUUAAAGAGGAAGAACCCAAAUGGCUAAAGGUCAAGCCUAUAGUGGAAUAUAAUUGGAGCCCUUGUUUACAGACGCUAAGUCGCCAUAGCGAUUCGGUCUUGUCAGUGGCCUUCUCAGCCGAUGGCCGCUACGUCGCCUCAGGGUCACAGGAUACGACUAUCAAGAUCUGGGAUACGACGACAGGCGAAGAGCAGCAAACGCUAAAUGGCCAUAGCGGUUUUGUCUGGUCGGUGGCCUUCUCAGCCGAUGGCCGCUACAUCGCCUCAGGGUCGGAGGACUGGACCAUUAAGAUCUGGGAUGCGACGACAGGCAAUGAGCUGCAAACGCUAAAUGGCCAUAGCGAUUCGGUCCUCUCGGUGGCCUUCUCAGCCGAUGGCCGCUACGUCGCCUCAGGGUCAGGCGAUGAGACCAUUAAGAUCUGGGAUGCGACGACAGGCAAUGAGCAGCAAACGCUAAAUGGCCAUAGCGGUUCGGUUGACUCGGUGGCCUUCUCAGCCGAUGGCCGCUACGUCGCCUCAGGGUCAGCCGAUGGCACCAUCAAGAUCUGGGAUACGACGACAGGCGAAGAGCAGCAAACGCUAAAGGGCCAUAGCUGUUUCGUCUUCUCGGUGGCCUUCUCAGCCGAUGGCCGCUACGUCGCCUCAGGGUCAGCCGAUGGCACCAUCAAGAUCUGGGAUACGACGACAGGCGAAGAGCGGCAAACGCUAAAGGGCCAUAUCUAUUCGGUCCUCUCGGUGGCCUUCUCAGCCGAUGGCCGCUACGUCGCCUCAGGGUCACAGUGUCAGACUAUUAAGGUCUGGGAUGCGACGACAGGCAAAGAGCUGCAAACGCUAAAUGGCCAUAGCGGUUCGGUCUACUCAGCGGCCUUCUCAGCCGAUGGCCGCUACGUCGCCUCAGGGUCAAGCGAUGAGACUAUCAAGAUCUGGGAUACGACGACAGGCGAAGAGCAGCAAACGCUAAAUGGCCAUAGCGGUUUUGUCCGGUCGGUGGCCUUCUCAGCCGAUGGCCGCUACAUCGCCUCGGGGUCAGACGAUAAAACCAUCAAGAUCUGGGAUGCGACAACGGGCAAAGAGCGGCAAACACUAAAG